Molecule: messenger RNA, 300 nt
Organism: Paramecium tetraurelia
Lineage: Eukaryota; Ciliophora; Oligohymenophorea; Peniculida; Parameciidae
Exons: 2
Source: RefSeq, a predicted model, not a curated record
AUGAAGAUGGUCAUCUUGAUUCUGAUUCUAACAAUACUCAGCACAUAAGCUUAAACAUCAUUAAGAGGCAAGAGUAAAAUUGAAUAGAACGAAGAAUUAUCAUAUUUGCCAAAUGAUUAUGCAUCAGAACUAUAAGAAUACUCAUUGUUUGUACAAUUAACAAAGCCCUUUUAUGAAACAGCACCAAUGGAUGUUAUGCUUCUUAAUCAUGAAAUGGAGAUAGCUAGAAUGAUGGGUAACCCGGGAGUAACAAUGAUGAAUUAUGUGCUUGAAGAGUCACCUUUCAGUCCUGCUUGGUGA